Molecule: messenger RNA, 3479 nt
Organism: Scheffersomyces amazonensis
Lineage: Eukaryota; Fungi; Ascomycota; Pichiomycetes; Serinales; Debaryomycetaceae
Gene: SRO77
Product: putative Rab GTPase-binding protein
Exons: 1
Coding region: 108-3326 (1072 amino acids)
Biological process (GO): regulation of protein secretion; regulation of exocytosis; establishment of cell polarity
Cellular component (GO): cytoplasm; plasma membrane
Molecular function (GO): syntaxin binding; myosin II binding; GTPase activator activity
Source: RefSeq, a predicted model, not a curated record
GUGCGGUAACUACACGACACAUGGCUAUCAAUCUUGGCAUUUCGUAUAGAUCACCCAUACUACAAAUACUUAUGGCAAUAGUAACUAGUAGAACACAGUAGAAUUCCAUGUUUAACAAGCUCAAAGCCAAGAAACCACCCUUGUCAUUGAGUCAGGUAUCGAAUGUGAUCAAAACCUCCGGAUCUAAGGAAUUAUCACCGGAGGAGAUCAAAGCUAAGUACAUUAAACUUAGUACUAUAGCUCAAGCUGGACUUCCACCUAAUUCUAUCCUUGCUAUAGGUUUCGAUCCUGUUCAAUCAUUAUUAGCAGUAUCCACCAAGACCAAUGAAGUUCGAGUGUUUGGUCAACAAUCAGUUGAAGUAGUCAUUGAAUUUAGUUCAACUAGUCCAAUUACUCACCUUCGAUUUGUUAAAGGUAUUUAUUUAGUAGCAAUUUCUGCAUCAAUUGGUUCAAUAAUUAUCUUAUCAUUAAAAUCAAAACAAAUUCUUGGUAAAUAUAGUGUUCAAGGAGGUAUAAUAUCUAUAGAAACUGACCCUAGUUUAGAUUGGUUAAUUUUAGGAUUAAGUAAUGGAUCAUUAUUCUUUUAUGAUAUUGAUAGAUUAUCUAUAACUCCUUAUAGAAUUGAUAAUUUACAAAAGAAAAUUCUUCCUAAAAUAAAAAUGUCAUCAGUACUUGAUAUUAAAUGGCAUCCACGAGAUUUAGGUACUAUAAUGGUAACUUAUUCUCAUUCAGUUAUAAUUUAUUCUUUAUCUUCAGGACAAAUUAAAAAUUCAUUUAUUUAUCAAUUAUCUAAAGGUGAUAAGGGAUUUGAUACAGCUAUGGCUAUAGAUUCUAAUGGGAAAAAGAGUUUAUUUGGUUCACCUAAAGAAGUAAUUCCUGAAUUAAUUCAAUCUCAUUUUCAUCCUAAUGGUUUACAUAUAGUUACAGUUCAUAAAGAUAAUUCUCUUGUAUUUUGGGAUGCUACAACCGGUACAUUAUUAGAAGCUAGAAAUAUUUUUGAUAUUAAUUUACAUAAACCUGGUCCACCUAUAGUAUUAUCAGAAAAUUUUACUCCUAUAACUUCAGUAAAAUGGAUUUGUGGAUCAGAUCCUGAAUAUACUCAAUUAGUAAUUAGUGGAGGUGAUGUUAAAGCAAAUAAUUUAUUACAUGUACUUGAUUUUGGUUAUACUCUUAAAUAUUCAUUAACUUCACAUGAAAAGCAAGGAGAAUUCUAUGCAAAUCCUCAAUCUGGUCAAAGAAUUCUUCCUGUUACACUUAAUGAUAGUAAAACUCCUGGUACUGAGAUUAUUACCGAAAUAUUCCCCUUACCAAAUGAGAAUCAACCAUAUUUUAGUGGAACUCAUGAUCCAACUCAUUUAUUACUUUUAAGUAAUAUUGGAGCUAUAUAUAUUGUAGAAUUCUCAUCAAUUGGAGGAGCUCAAGGAAGUUCUGAUUUUUCAGAUUUAUUAAUUCCUCCAUCACUUUCUUCUGUUAUUCCUCCAGUAAAGUUCUCAAAAAUUCAAUCAGUUAAAAGAAUUGAAUGGUAUAGUAUAAUGUCAAGUCGUGUUAAUAGUGGAUCUACUGCUAGAGUUAAACAAUUAUUACGUGGAGGUGAACCAGCUCAACGUCGAAAUACUCCUAGACCAAUUGGAUUUAAUGCUGAUUAUAGAAGUAUUUUAAUUACUGGUCAUGAAAAAGGUUUAGUAAGAUUAUUAGAUAUUUCAAGAGGUGAACACCAAGAACCAGAAAGAAUUGUUCAAAUUAGUUUAAAGGAUACUUUAUAUGAUUUUGGUAAUCCUCAAAGUUUAAAAGUUUUAAAUGUAUCAUGUGCAUUUGAGAGUCGAGAAUUAAUUGUAGCUCUUGCUAAUGGUGAUGUUGUACUUUGUAAAUUUGGUAAAGUUAAUGGAAUUAGUUCUCAAGGUAGUUUUACUAAUAAAAGUUAUUCAGAUUGUGAUACUCUUCAUUCUAAUGGAGAUGCUAAAAUUAUUGAUCUUAGUGAAAGAAUUCUGAGAUCUUUUGCUCUGUCAACAAAUUUUCUUCCAGUUGGAUUAAUUGAAUUAAAUCAAAGAGAACCUAUUACUGCAUUAAAACAUAGUGAUAUUGGAUUUGCUGCUAUAGGUUAUAAAUCAGGAAAAUUAAUUGUAACUGAUGUAACUCGAGGUCCAGCCAUUAUAUUUAAUAGUAAUAUUAAUGAUCUUUUAAUUUCUCAAACUAGUCUGUGUUAUAUUACUAGUAUUGAAUUUGCUAUACAAGAAUAUGGUCAAGAUGGUUAUUCAUCAAUUUUAUUAUAUGUUGGUACUAAUAAUGGAGGUAAUUUAAUGAUUUUUAAAGUUAUUCCCUUAGGAAAUGGAGGUUAUGAUGUUGUAUUUACUGAUAAAAGUAUUGGACUUAAUUAUAAGCAUAAUGGAUCAGAAGGUGAAUCUAAAAUUGAUCAAAUCAUUCCCAUUGGAUCUACUGAUGGAAUUUCAUCUAUUGCAUCAUUAGAUAAAUUUAAUAAAUUAAGUCAAGGCAUUGUAGUACCUGGAUAUAUUAUUACUACAUCUACUAGAGAUAUUAGAGUAUUAAAAGUUCCUAAAGUUAAACUUGCUCAUAGAGUAAUUGAAGAUACAUGUUUAUGUUGUGGUGUAAUCAAUUAUCAAAAUCAAGGUGUAGUACUUUGUAUUUUAACCAAAUCUGGAUACCUUAGAUUCUGUUCCUUACCAUCUUUAAAAGAAAUUUGUGAUACUCAAAUUCCUACCGAACUCUUUAAGAAAAUUCAAGCCACUCUUAAUCGAGCUGAAAGUGGAGAUGCAGAUGUAUUAUGGGAUGGAGAAUUAUUCAUUAGAACAUGUCAAUCUGAAUUUUAUCAUCUUUAUAUCCAUAAUCUGGAUUCUAAGAAAUCAGUUGAUACUUCAGUUACUGAUAUAUUAUUUAAUGAAAAUGCCAUUAUACCUCCAAGACCAACAGCUGGAGCUUUACUGUGGGCUAAAGGUCAAACUGGUUAUGUCACUUCUAAGGAUUUAUCACUUCUUAUAGCUGGUCCUAAUCGAAAGGAACCUAAAUUUGAAGAGAGUAGAUUGGCUUAUAAUAUUAGUCCUGAAGCUAAUCCAAAUCAAUCAUUUGGUGCUUAUGCUACUCCUACAUCAAAUGAUAGAGGUUAUAAACCACCGGUAAGAAAAGCUACUGCAGGUAGUACCGGAUCUUUAGGAACUCCUGGAUUUAUGAGAAGUUUUAGAGAAGGUUUAGAAUCGGUAGAAGAAACUUUUAACUCCUAUGCCAAUACUGCCAGUGAGAGUAUGACUCAAACUAUUGAAGAUCAGAAAAAGUCGAUGUACUCAGCCGCAUUCAAGCAAAAGUUUGGCUUUUAAUAGAUUAUAUAUGAUUAUAUAUAAUUAAUAUAAUUACUGUCGUGCACACGACUUUACCGCCGCAGAUAACUCUAGUUUGCAACUAUGUAACAGAUAAGCUACAACUAUGUAACAGAGUAUUCUACUACAUAACCUAUACUUAGUACUUAUACA